Molecule: messenger RNA, 1095 nt
Organism: Acanthoscelides obtectus
Lineage: Eukaryota; Metazoa; Arthropoda; Insecta; Coleoptera; Chrysomelidae
Source: the annotation of a GenBank genome assembly
AAAUUUGGCGAUGGAAGAAACUUCGUUCCUACAACGAAGGAUGAAAUCAAAGUUUUCUUCGCUGUAAACUUGCUGAUGGGUGUAAAAAGGCUACCCAGUUAUAAAGAUUACUGGUCGUCAGAUGAAGUGCUCAGAGACUCAUUUAUUAGUGGCUGUAUUUCCAGAGACCGUUUCGCAUGGUUACUAAGUAAUAUUCACCUCAAUGAUAAUUCCGUACAGCCCAAAAAGGAUCAGUCACCAUAUGACAAACUUUAUAAAGUGAGGCCACUUCUUUCCAGAUUACAAGAGACAUUUCUUUCUUCACUAAAGCCAAAUGAGUUUCAGUCAGUAGAUGAAUCAAUGAUACGGUUCAAAGGCCGCAGCAGUAUCAGACAGUACAUGUCAAUGAAACCUAUAAAGCGCGGUUAUAAGGUUUGGGUCAGAGCAGAUUCUAGUGGAUACAUGUGUGAAUUUCAAAUCUAUACCGGCAAGGUGGAUCACGCUCCAGAAAAGAAAUUAGGAGAGAGAGUUGUUAUAGAUCUAAGUAGAAACUUGGUUGGAAAAAACCACAAGAUUUACUUUGACAACUUUUUCAAUUCUGUCGAGUUACAAAGACAGUUGAUCAACAAUAAAAUAUACUCCUGUGGUACCUUACGAAAGGGUAGAAAGCACUGUCCUGAAUUCAAGUCAGACAAGGAUAUGAAACGUGGUAAAGCCGAUUGGCAUAUUUCCAAAGAUGGUUUAGUUGCCCUGAAAUGGGUAGACCGGCGUAGCAUACUUAUGUUGGGAAAUCACAAUGAUCCCUCUGUUUUAGAUACAGCAUCUAGAAAAAGAAAAGACGGCUCUCCAGAGGAUAUACCAUGUCCCCAGAUGGUUGAUGAAUACAAUGCCCAUAUGGGCUAUGUGGAUCGCUUUGAUAUGUUGAAAAGUCUCUAUGAAGUUAACAGGAAAGCACAUAAGUGGUGGCAUAGAAUUCUAUUCUACUUCCUAGAUGCUUGCGUUGUAAACAGUUUUAUACUCUUCCAGCUAAGAAGUAACUCUAAGGGAUUAACUCUGAAAAAAAUUCGACUGUCUUUGGCACGAGGUCUCAUUGGAGUAAUAGGACCCACUAAAUGA